AGCAGCGCACCAACCGGAAGUGGCCGUGUUGUGGCGGAAGGAGGCGAUUUCUGGGAGUAGCCGGUGCUGAGAGAACCGUGGCCGGCAAAGAUGAUUCAGGCGAUUCUGGUUUUCAACAACCAUGGAAAGCCGCGGCUAGUCCGCUUCUACCAGCGUUUCCCAGAAGAAAUUCAACAGCAGAUUGUUCGAGAGACUUUCCAUUUAGUCCUCAAGCGGGAUGACAACAUCUGUAACUUCUUGGAGGGUGGAAGUUUGAUUGGUGGCUCUGACUACAAACUGAUCUACCGACACUAUGCUACCCUCUACUUUGUAUUUUGUGUGGAUUCCUCAGAGAGUGAACUUGGAAUCUUGGACCUCAUCCAGGUUUUUGUGGAAACUCUGGAUAAGUGUUUCGAAAAUGUGUGUGAAUUGGAUUUGAUCUUCCAUAUGGAUAAGGUGCACUACAUCCUCCAGGAGGUGGUGAUGGGUGGGAUGGUGUUAGAAACAAACAUGAAUGAAAUCGUGGCUCAGAUUGAAGCUCAAAACAGGCUGGAGAAAUCUGAGGGUGGCCUUUCAGCAGCCCCUGCGCGGGCUGUGUCUGCUGUGAAAAACAUCAACCUGCCAGAGAUUCCUCGGAACAUCAACAUUGGCGAUCUCAACAUCAAAGUUCCCAACCUGUCCCAGUUUGUCUGAGGGUCAAGGAUUGGGCUGAAAUAGAGUCCUUAAGACAAGCAAAGACAAGCACGUCUGGAAACAGAACCCAUUUUGAGCCAUAGAAGAGUCAAGCCUCAGGACCUGGAACCUUUGUGUCUAGGGAAGACUGUUUGGCCUGGAAUGGGGAAGGGAUUCCUAUUGAUACUGCUCGGGUGUGCCCAGUUCUCACAUGUGCAGCCAUGCCGUUCUCUGAUGCACACGGCCGCUGCAGAUGUGAGGGGCCCUGCCUUCCUCAGCAGGGAGUCAGCAUGCCCAAGCCACUCGCACCUUUACCUUACACACGGACGCUCCCAAGGGUUAGGGACUGCAUUGAGCAGACCUACCUGCUUCCCAGAACCUCCUCACUAGGGCUGAGCACCUUCUCUGACUGGAGUCUUCAUCCUUAGCACCACAGACUUCCGAGGUCCCAUGGCCUUUACUUGCUGGUGAGGUGUCAUAGGUAGAAAUGGGCUGGCCCUUCAGAUUUGGGGGUGUGGUGAGUGGCAAGUAAGGGCAGAAUUUUAGAAGAACCAGGGUCACCUGCUGACUCUAUUGAGAUUGUUACACCCAGAAUCCUUUUGUAGUUUUUUUGUGGGUUUUUUUUUUUUUUUUUGAGACGGAGUCUUGCUCUGUUACCCAGGCUAGAGUGCAGUGGUGUAAUCUUGGCUCACUGCAACCUCUGCUUCCUGGGUUCAAGCAAUUCUCCUGUCUCAGCCUCCCCAGUAGCUGGGAUUACAGCACCCACCACCACGCCCAGCUAAUUUUUGUAUUUUUAGUAGAAACGGUUUCACCAUGUUAGCCAGGCUGGUCUCGAACUCCUGGACCUCAAGUGAUCCACCUGCCUCGGCCUCCCAAAGUGCUGGCAUUACAGGUGUGAGCCACCAUGCCCUGCCACCAGAAUUCCUUUUGUAUAGCCGAGCCUUUUGGUUACCACCUCAUGAAGAAUAUGCUUCCUCCAUUGUCCUAGUCCCAGUUGUAUUCUCUGUGCAGGACACGAUCCAAAUCAUAAACCUGGCACAUGCCCACCACAUUUCUGCUAAUAGGGAGAGGGACCCACCACACACCCACACAUGCCAGAGGUCCCUCCUCCCAGAGGAGAGGCCCUGUGUCUGUAGAAGAUUAAAGCUGACAACAUGUGGAACAUCCCAGAAUUAUGACUCUUCCAAGUUUAAAAUACAUUCUCCUCAUGGGAGCAGAAGGUUCGUUGCUGUGUUGUGAAUGAUGAGCUGCCUCCACAGGGAACCCACUGCCACCUGGGCCAGCUUCUGGAGCAUGAGAACCUGAGCCAGGGUCACCCUUUUGGGGCCUGGACAUGACGCAUGCUGGCUAUGACUAGGAGCAGGGCUGCCUCUUCUCCCUCCCGGAGCUCUGCUUGUGGGCACGCCCUGUUCCCUCAGGUGCAAUUCUCCCAGAGCUUAGGUGCCCAUAAAUGUUCUUACUGUGGUGGAGUAGGGCCUCCUGCUCCCACGCUGUCGCAUGGGCUAGAUCUCAGGUGUGCUGUUGAGCCACCUUGAGAUGAGGACUGCUUCGCAGUAAAGUUUCCAGCCUGGGCCCCUCUCGGGCCUUCUGGUUGGGGACUCUCAGCCUCCUGAUGCUGUUGCAGGGCAGGUCUGAGAGGCUGCCCAGCAGCACCCCGUGUCAGGGCCACCUCGUUUUCCAUUUUUGAACAGCGCUCCCUGUGGUUUGUGCCCACUGCUCCAUACAGCCUCUGAUCCUCACUCUUGAAAGCUCCAUGAUAAGCUCAGAGAUGGGCAAUGUGGAUCAGAAGGUGGGCCUCUUACUGUGGAAGAGGGAAGUGUAGGUGAAUAGAUGUCAAAACCCCUGAUAGCAUUCUUUUGAAGGGUUGGAUUUUCUUUUUCUGGCAGACAUUUCAGUACAUUCACAUUUCUCUCAUUUGCUGAAUGUGAAAUCAGAAUAAAGGAGAUCAGUGUUUAUUUUGUACCUUCUGUAA
Mandrillus leucophaeus (drill) is the source of this 2623-nucleotide messenger RNA. RefSeq names its product AP-3 complex subunit sigma-2. The record is from RefSeq and is a predicted model, not a curated record. The transcript has 6 exons. Gene Ontology annotation, biological process: negative regulation of actin nucleation; intracellular protein transport; Golgi to vacuole transport. Bases 91 to 672 code for a protein of 193 amino acids. NCBI's taxonomy places the organism in Eukaryota, Metazoa, Chordata, Mammalia, Primates, Cercopithecidae. Gene Ontology annotation, cellular component: intracellular membrane-bounded organelle; AP-3 adaptor complex; membrane coat.